CUACGGGUUCCUAGAAACGUAAGGAGGAGCUUCUUAAGCAGGUUCUAUGGCACCAAUAAAUGGAUUAUUUAGAAAAGCUUUUAUGUGCACCAAUAUAAGCGGUGUCCCCUGCUUCGUAGCGUCUUCCACAGUCUUAACAGCCCCACCAAAAGCAAUCAGAUUGGCCAGGAAAGCCUUGAGCCUUAAGACCACAUCGUGCUGUUUGAGCCCCAGUCCCGUGUGCGUGCACUUCUACAGUUAACCCCCAAUAACCUUGGCCAAUUCCGAGUAUUCGUUGUGAAAUAACUAACACCAGGUCAAAUGAUUUAUUGGGUGGGGAACUUGUGUGUAAAGUAGAGAGAUUUCCUCGAAACACAGCUAUCAUUGAAUAUACAUUCAAGUCGGAGCAAAACUGGAGUUCUCUCUAGAGAACCAUCCAAAAGUUUCCCAGGAGGAAACAUGGAAGAAGGAUCAGGCAUGCAAGUCGAUGUCUGUUCAAAUCCAAUGCUGCAGCCACAGACAUCGGAGUGGCUCGUGGAUCCUUACCGAAAAAGAUCGGAAAGUUUGAAGAUCUUUGUCGCGGCGUUGGUGCGCAGCUGGCGCAGGCGAGGAGAAAAUAUUUGCCAAUUGGAGGAGGAGACGCAGCAUUUCAGGGAUGAAUACUUACAGAUUAAGAACUCGGUACGCCUGUCUAAGGCCCUGAAGGACGUGGAACUCGAGCGGAAUGGCGAGCUGCAUCUGGAAUUGAUGAUGUACAAGCGAAGCUUCAAUGAGGCCCAAACGUCCAUUCACAGUCUGACGACAGACAAGGAAAAACUGUUGCACGAAGUGGAAUGUAGCAAGAGAGAGCAUAACGAACUACAAGCUGUGGCAGACCAGCGACAAAUAGAAAUCUGUACCGCCCUCAAAAAGCAACUGAUCGACCAACAGCGACUGUCGCAGGAGGAGCAGGCCAUCAACCGGCUAAGAAGGAAGAAUGCUGACCUCGUCACGGAAGUCACCACGCUCCGCAGGAUGCAGAUGGAGUACAAAAUUAGUGAGCAAUGCUUAACCAAGGAGUUGGAGGAAACAAACGCGAGGAUGAGCACCAUGCAAGAGGAACUAAACUGUCUUCAGGGUAGAAUGCGGAUAUGGAACAGCAAUGAGCCGCUGGAGCAUGAACCACAGGUCCGCCCCAAGAUGGAACUGCAGGAGUUAUCCAUCUCAGACGACAGUUUACAGACUGAAUGCAGGAAAAGUAACAAAGCUGCGUUCCCGAUGCCCCAGCAUGUGCUUUUCAAUGCGCUUAUACUUUUCAUUAAAAUAUUAUAGUAAAACUACAACAAAAACAUUUCGUACAGCAAAAGAAUGGGCAAAUUGCUCGGCAAUGCCGCGUACAUGGAAGUGUUCUGAACAGCAAAUAUAUUACGAAAAUCCGAAGCUAAGCUACAAAGUUACUUAACCAAGAAAUUUUGAAAAUGGCUGACGUGGGCAACUGUUGUUGGCUUCGGCACUGGCACCACCGCCCGGCCCCGACCUAUGCGUGCUCCAGUCGUGGAGAUGACUGGAGUCCGCGAGGCGGAGUGGGUGGUGGAAGACCAGCACAUGACCGUGCGUCUGUUGCUAGUCGACGCACUCGGCUAGCAAAGGCAGCGGGAAAGCCAAUCCAGAACAAUGUUGCCACAGCAAUGCCAGGCAGAAUUACUGGGAAACAAAGGUGUGACGGAGGGUCGGCACUGAGCAGAUCUGAUAAACAGAUGGCUAUCUAUCUAUCGAUCGAUGCACAGAACAAUCACAGAAUACACUUCCAAAGUACACUGCAGUGCAUCUCGUAUAUAUACUGUGCAUCCCGCGAAUAAGCACUUGGGAAUUACAAGCGAAUGCGCACGCCUUGCAACGGGGUGGAUU
Molecule: messenger RNA, 1866 nt
Organism: Drosophila subobscura
Lineage: Eukaryota; Metazoa; Arthropoda; Insecta; Diptera; Drosophilidae
Exons: 4
Coding region: 439-1290 (283 amino acids)
Source: RefSeq, a predicted model, not a curated record